GGGGACAUAAAAGACAUGUUCCUCAGAAUAAAAAUCCUACCUGAAGACCAAGAUGCUUUACGAUUUUUAUGGCGAGAUACCCCUAAGGAUAAAUUAAAAGUCUGCGCCAUGACAUCUUUAAUCUUUGGCGCUAACUGUUCACCGUUCAUCGCUCAAUUUAUUAAAAAUAAGAACGCACAGAGGUAUGAAUCAUCGAAGCCAGCCGCAGUAAAAGCCAUCCUGCAGCAGCACUAUAUGGACGACUAUAUCGACAGCGUUGAUAGCAUAGAAACAGCGAGGCAGUUAAUAAAGGAGGUUACUUUCAUUCACGGACAAGGCGGAUUCGAAAUAAGAAACUGGACAAGCAACUUCAAAGAAGUUUUAAGUUACAUUCCAACCGAAGCCUUAGGACCUACUGCUGUAAGGUUCGAUAUUGAACAGCAUUCAGAACGCACUUUAGGUCUUAUGUGGUUUCCUAAACAAGAUACCUUAGGAUUUGACGUAUCAUUCAAGCGUAUUCCUACCAACAUAGUCGCGGGUGAAAAAAUACCUACAAAGAGAGAAAUGCUACGAGUUAUUAUGUCAAUAUUCGAUGUGUUUGGGUUCUUAUCACCAUUCACUAUUAGAGGAAAAAUAAUUCUACAAGAAACAUGGCAAUCCGGAAUUGGCUGGGAUGAAUCACUUACGGAUGAACUUUAUAUUAAGUGGACCGAAUGGCUUAAAUCGCUAAAAGGUAUCAGUCAAAUAUCUAUACCACGUCAUUAUCUCGCGGCAGCACGGGCGAGCGAGAUGGAAGACGUACCUAGUGCACUGAACAGCGGGGGCAGCGGUGUUUACGAUAAACUCGCAUUACAUGUUUUUAGCGACGCGUCAACAAAGGCGAUGUGCGCCGUCGCAUACUGGCGCUGGGAAAGGAAUGAUAAAAUAUACGUUGCUUUCAUCGCGAGUAAAUGUAAGGUGGCGCCGAUAAAACAAUCACUAUCGGUACCACGGCUUGAACUUCAGGCUGCAGUUUUGGCCGCUAGAUUGGCGGACACUAUAGUUACACAACAUAAAAUAAAACCACGAAAUAAAUACUUUUGGAGUGACUCAACUACUGUACUGCAUUGGAUAAGAAACGACGCUCGGAAUUACCAAACGUUCGUAGCGCAUCGAUUAGGGGAGAUUGAUGAACUUACCUGUUCAAGCGAAUGGCGUUAUGUGCCUACCAGGCUGAACACAGCAGACGCUGCCACUAGGGAAGAAUGCGACAUGGCUAUAUUAGAAGGCGCAUGGCUGUACGGCCCUAGUUUUCUAUGUUGCAACGAAGCUGAUUGGCCUGAAGACCUGCUAAUAUCUAAUUCGACUGUUCAAAAUGUCACUGAAUAUGUAGCUACGAUAGGGAAAAUUACACUAUGCUUACCUGCCUGUCCUGAUCCUGAGAGGUUUUCUUCGUGGAUUCGCCUUUUGAAAUCUACAUGCAUGGUGUUGGCGUUUGUGGAUAAGCUAUGCAGGAAGCGUACCGGUGAAGUGGACGGUGCAAUGACAGACCGCGCGGAGAAGUUAUUGAUGCGGUACGCACAGGCUCAGUCAUUUGUUGAAGACCUGGAACAGCUGAAAAAAGGAAAAUCAUUAGAUAGGAAAAGUAAUUUACUUACCGUAUCACCGUUCCUCGACGAGCAGGGUGUCCUCCGGGUGGGAGGCCGCAUCGAUGCUGCGCCUGGAAUAGCAAGAGAUAUGAAGCAUCCAAUAAUCUUAGAUGGACGUCAUCCCACAGCAAGGCUUAUCAUAAUGCAUUACCAUAAAAAAUUCGCCCAUGGAAAUCACGAAACUGUAAUAAAUGAAAUAAAGCAACGAUUUUGGAUAUUGCGCCUUCGCCCAACGGUCAAAAAUAUAGUAUCAAAAUGCGUGCUAUGCCGAAUCCGCAAGGCGCGGCCGCAACAGCCAAGGAUGGGAGACUUACCGGAGGCGAGGCUAGCACACCAUCAACGACCCUUUACCUAUUGUGGGUUGGACCUCUUUGGUCCUAUGAAAAUAGCUGUCGGACGACGGCAUCAAAUAAGAUAUGGCGUGCUAUUUACAUGCAUGACUGUAAGGGCUAUUCAUAUAGAACUGGUGCAAACACUUACCACGGACUCCCUAAUAAUGGCCCUUAGAAGAAUGGCGUCGCAACGUGGCUGGCCGUCAAAUUUGCUAUCCGAUAAUGGAUCUAACCUGAGAGGCGCAGAUAAUGAAUUGAAGAAGGCGAUGCAUGAGUUGGACCAGGACAUACUGAAAAAGGAGGCCGUGAAUUACGGCACCACGUGGACUUUUAUACCGCCGUUGAGUCCCCACUGGGGUGGGGCCUGGGAACGCCUGAUUAGAAGCGUGAAAACGUCGCUCAAGGCGAUCCUCAAAGAAAGAGUUCCAAGAGAGGAAGUCUUGAUCACUCUGAUGGCAGAGGUCGAACAGAUAGUCAACAGUCGACCUCUCACUCACGUCUCUGUUGAGCCUGCUACCACAGAGGCGAUUACCCCUAACCAUUUUCUUUUAGGUACUUCCUCGAACCUUCCAUUGCUCGGGGCAUUUGAUGACUCCGACUUGUUCCUGAGGAAGCAGUGGCGCAUCUCACAGCUCCUGGCUGACCAGUUCUGGCGUCGCUGGGUGAAAGAAGUCCUACCACAGAUGCUACCACGGAAGAAAUGGCAUCACGAAUCCCAACCACUACAGAUCGGCGACUUAGUCGUCAUCGUCGAUCCCAAUAUGCCGCGAGGCGUCUGGCCCCGAGGCAUCAUCGAGGCGGUGCUGCCAGGAAGGGACGGGCGCGUGCGAGUGGUGGACGUGCGGACGAAGUCGGGGCUGCUAAGGAGGCCUGCAGUACGCGUCGCAAUCCUACCUGUUGGAGAAGAGUGCUGAGCCCAGCACUGGGGGGGAAUAUGUUAGCG
Molecule: messenger RNA, 2882 nt
Organism: Pararge aegeria (speckled wood butterfly)
Lineage: Eukaryota; Metazoa; Arthropoda; Insecta; Lepidoptera; Nymphalidae
Exons: 1
Coding region: 16-2853 (945 amino acids)
Biological process (GO): DNA integration
Molecular function (GO): nucleic acid binding
Source: RefSeq, a predicted model, not a curated record